Messenger RNA from Colletotrichum aenigma, 1779 nucleotides. It is a transcript of the gene BGL1A-1, whose product is annotated as Beta-glucosidase 1A. Gene Ontology annotation, molecular function: beta-glucosidase activity. The transcript is spliced from 3 exons. Bases 1 to 1779 code for a protein of 592 amino acids. Gene Ontology annotation, biological process: carbohydrate metabolic process. Lineage: Eukaryota; Fungi; Ascomycota; Sordariomycetes; Glomerellales; Glomerellaceae. The record is from RefSeq and is a predicted model, not a curated record.
AUGAAUCCCACUCCAGGGGUCGUUAUGGUCCUUUUAGUGAAUCUUUCCUUGAUCACUGCGCAAAGCGACUACCGAUGGCCAGCAUAUCGACCUUUGGAGUACGCCACCCCUGUACCAAAACCCACAACAACUUCGACCUUCGCGCUGCUUUAUUCCCAGCUUUCGAGCCUGUUAGAACCACGCUCAACAACAACUUGGGAUUCUCCUGACUCAACGCCGAUGAAUCACGGUAUCGAGUACGGGAACGCAGCUCUCUCAUCUUUAUGGGCUCCUAUCCCCGUCUCAUCACCCCCGUUCACAACCACAGUUUUGCCAACGCCGAUUCCACGCAGUGAGCUAAUCAAGCCGCCGCCUUUACCCAUCGCACCUACAUUGUCUUCAAAUGGCAGCUUCAAGUUUCCAAGUGAUUUCCAAUGGGGAUUCGCUGGUGCUGCUCUUCAAAUUGAAGGAGCAACCAAGAACGAAGGCCGUGGACCCAGUGCAUGGGAGAAUCGUUUGCGAGGCAACUUCUCCUCCUCUGGAGAAAAUUCAGGACCACCGGACAUCGCAACGAUGAACUACUACCUCUACAAGCAGGACAUCGCUCGUCUCGCAGCCGUCGGUGUGCAAUCAUACAGCUUCAGCAUCUCAUGGUCCCGUAUCGUCCCUUUCGGCAAAGCCGGGUCGCCGAUCAACAAAGAGGCCAUCGAUCAUUACAACGACCUAAUCGAUACAGUGAUCAGCUACGGGUUGAAACCAGUGGUAACAUUGUACCACUUCGACUCCCCCGCGACGUUGCAGUCGAACACCUCAUUCUUUUCGUAUGAUCACCCGGACUUCAUCGACAGCUUCGUCUACUACGCUCAGACUGUUUUGGUCCACUAUUCUGACCGUGUCGGUACGUGGUACACCUUCAAUGAACCAACCAUCGAACCCAGCAUAUCCGGCUCUUGGGCCACCAGCCGGUACGUCCUGGAAGCACAUGCCAAAGUCGUCCGUUGGUACCGAGAUGUCGUCAAAGGCGAUGCACUCUGGAGCAUGAAGUUCGAUCUCACCGACACCGGCUUCGCACUUCCAUUGGAUCCAUCGAAUACUUCGGAUGUGGCUGCUGCUGUUCGGCGCAACGAGUUCACAGUCGGGUACUUCGCCCGCCCCCUGUUCUUGGGCGAGAAUCCACCGCAGUCGAUGAUAGAGACUGUCGGCGACAAGGUUCCGACGUAUACGGACGAAGAGCUUGAGUUCUUCAAUGGAACUGCCGACUUCUUCGCCUUUGACAUUUACACCGCGACGUAUCAUUCUGAGCCAGAGGGAGGCUUCGCCGCGUGUGCUGCAGAUUCAGAACAUGCCCUGUAUCCGCAGUGCACAGUCCCAUCCAGAACCAGGGGGCUAUGGGAGGCGAACUUCCAAGGAAACCCCGAUCGCAUUGCCGUGCCCGCCGAGCAUGUUCGCGCCAUGCUCGGUUUCUGGCAGGCAACGUAUCCCACCGAGGGGGGAAUCACCAUUGCUGAGUUCGGUCUGCCUGCAUACAAGGCGGCUGACAUGUCAAUAGAGCAUAUCCAGAACGAUCUCGCUCAGUCUAACUUCUAUAUACCAAUUCUUGCGGAGGUUUUGAAGGCCAUCAACCUUGAUGGUGUUCACGUAAAGGGGCUAUACGGGUGGUCAUUCCUCGACAACUGGGAAUGGGGCCAGUACAAUGACAAGUACGGCGUCCAGGAAUUUAACGCUACUACUCAAGAACGGUUCUACAAGAGAGCCAUCUUUGACUACGCCGGAUUUAUCCAGGAUCACAUCGAGGAGUAA